AUGGGUGCUUGUGGCCACAAGCCGUGUGGCGACGACGAAAGCGAAGAGGAGACCGCAUCAGACUCGCAGGGCAGCGACUCCGAGACUUCCAGCUUGGCGGUGGAAAGUGGGGAGUCUGCCAGCUGUUGCGCCAGGUACUGCAACCCGUUUGGCUGUGGCGACGGCCAUCAUCGGGGGCACCGGGGUCGAGGUCCGACUCAGAAAGUCUUUUUCGUGGAGAAUUCUGGCAAGGAUGUGCGGGACUACUUUGAGUUCGAUGAGCAUGAUCUUCUGGGCGAGGGCGGCUUCGCCAAAGUCUGUCGCUGUCAGGAGAAGAAGACGGGAAUCGAACGGGCGUUGAAAAUCAUCGUGAAGCAGCGGGUGCCCCAAAAAGAACGAGAGAAUGGGAGGCUGGAGCGAGAGAUGAAGACCAUGUUCUCCAUGGAUCAUCCGAACAUCAUCAAGGUCUUCCAGUACUUUGAGGACUCCAAGCAGAUCUACUUGAUCAUGGAGUGUUGCAAGGGUGGGGAACUUUUUGAUGCCAUCUUGGAGCAGGGCAGGAUGUCCGAGGCUGAUGCAGCCACCAUCAUGCAGCAAAUCUUUAAAGCGAUGGUGUACAUGCAUGAGAAUGGAGUCUGCCAUCGUGAUUUGAAGCCUGAAAACUUCCUCUUCUUGAAGAAAGCGCCAAUCAGAGACAACGUUCUCAAAAUCAUUGACUUUGGCAUCGCGGCGCACUUCGAGGCCAGUCGACAUUCAGUGGCUUCAUUUUCCUCGAAAGUUGGCACGCCAUACUAUGUGGCGCCAGAGGUGCUGCCGGGAUUCGCCAGGUACAGUGAGAAGGUCGACUGCUGGAGUGCUGGGGUCGUGAUGUACAUCUUGCUGUCUGGCAUCUUCCCGUUUAAGGGCGAGGGGACGAAGGCCACCUUGAACAAGGUCAAGCUGGCAAAGAUCACGUUUCCGCCAGAAGCCUUCCAAGGCGUGUCCAAGCCAGCCAAGGAGCUGAUUAAGAAGCUUCUGCAGAAGAGCCCGGAGCAGCGGCUCUCAGCGAAGGAGGCAUUGAAAGACCCGUGGGUCACCAGCUCCGCGAGCCUUCCCACCAGCGCGCUUUCGGGUGCUGUUAUGGACAACCUGCGGAAGUACAGUGCUGAGCAUCGCUUCAAAAAAGCGGCUUUGCACGUACUUGCCCGACACCAGGACGAGGGAGCCCUUAGUGCGCUGCGGGAAACCUUCACGCAGCUGGACCAGGAUGGUGACGGAAUCAUCACCUUCAACGAGCUCAAACAGGGACUGAAGACCGCCGGAUUCGGUGACCAGUUCUCCAACAAGGACCUUCAGGACUUGGCCAAGGCCGUGGACGCGGAUGGCUCGGGUGAGAUUGACUACACUGAGUUUAUCGCUGCAGCUAUGGAGAGACAGGCAGUUGUCCAGGAAAGCACCCUCUGGGCGGCCUUCCGUGUCUUCGACAAGAACGAUGACGGCCGGAUCUCCAUGAAGGAGCUGCAGGAGGUUCUGGGAACCAAAGAGGCCAACAAGGCCGUGUCCAAGGACAAUGUCAAGAAGAUCUUGUCGGAGGUGGAUAAAAACGGAGACGGUUUCAUCGAUUUCAACGAGUUUAUCGAGAUGAUGAGGACGUAG
Molecule: messenger RNA, 1614 nt
Organism: Symbiodinium natans
Lineage: Eukaryota; Dinophyceae; Suessiales; Symbiodiniaceae
Source: the annotation of a GenBank genome assembly